AUGGACAGGGCAUUAUAUACAAAUUUGGAAAAUGAAUUGGCAACAAACGCAAAAAAAGUAAAAUCACUCAGAGAGGUUGAUAUAAAAUAUCGUGCAGGCCGCAGUAUAAUGCUGCAAAUUAACUGUGUUGUUAAACUAACGCAACAAAUGCGAACCGUGGAUCAGCGCUAUAGUGAGCUAUUAGAUCGUUUGCGUCUAGGUACCUGUACAAGAGAAGACUACGAAUUUCUGUGUACACGUGUUGUGGGUCCAAAUAACAUUGUUAAAUCAUUAAAUUUCCCGCCGUGGAAAGACGCAGUAAUAUUGAUUUAUCUGAAUGAAUUGAGAACAGAACUGAACGACGGUGAACGUACCGAACUUAGAAGCCAUGUUCUAUCGUUACCUGACAAUAAAACCGAAUUAUUAUCAGGUUAUCUACCACUUGUUCCUGUUUAUGAAGCAUCAACUGAAAAUCCAAAGUCCGAUGGCAAAACAACCACGUUCCCUAGCGAGACAGUAUUCAUACAAAAGCCACUAUAUGCUUUAGUGGAAAUUCCAAAAUCAAAAUUAGAGAAAAAAUUAGAAAAGUUCAUUAUCCCCAUUCCUCUUGUUAGUAAGAGAUUCCAAGUCGACGUAAAGCCGUUGUUAUCAAAAGCAGUUCACAAACCACUGCGAAACACAAGAAUAACCGUAACACGAAAACAACUGCCAUUUGUGCCACCAUACGCCAUAAUAACACAUAAAAGCCAGGGACAAACAAUGGCUAAGAUUAUUGUCGAUUUAGUUUAUCUAACAUCGAAAAACGCUGAAACAGGCUUAGCAUACGUUCCCUUAUCUCGUAUCAAACGUCUGAAAGAUUUAGCAAUAUAUCGACCAUUUCCUUACAAGUCAUUGCUAGUCCAACCAACAUCUGACCAAACAAAUGAAUUACGUAGGUUGGAAACAUUAAACACACAGACAUUAGAAUGUUUUCAAAAUACACGAAUGUAG
This is a messenger RNA of Didymodactylos carnosus, 969 nucleotides long. Lineage: Eukaryota; Metazoa; Rotifera; Eurotatoria; Philodinida; Philodinidae. The record is from the annotation of a GenBank genome assembly.